AUGGAACGCGUGGUGAAUGCUGCUCAGGAUCCAACCUGCCGCCCCGAUGCCAUGGACACAUCAUCAUCAUCACCCGUUCACCCUCCCGCGGGCGCAGCACCGGGAGUAUCCCAUGACCUUGGGCGCUGUCCUGUGCUGAAAGAAUUAUUCGAGAGGAACUUUCGUGGCUACAAACAGCCCGCUGAACCUCCUUACUACGGCGGUGAGGCUCUCCAUCAGGCCGUGGCCAGCGCGUUUGCUAACGGACUUGCCGGCUGCGAAUCGCUCGGGUCUGAACAUGCCCAAAUCAGCGGCGCGUUUACGGAUCCGGCGCUGGCAGCUGGCGUAUCGACCGCGGCCGUGCUGAAGCGUGCCAACGAGAAGGUGGACGUAUGCUGCAAAAACACUCAGUGGGGCCUGCUUGAGCUUCGCCACGCAGGGAAGUGCUCCGGGCAUACGGUGGAUGGCGGACCAUGUUUAGUGCCGGGAUGCCGCGAGAAGAAGAAGCUUUGGAGGCACCUCAGCACCUGCUCAGAGAAGGACUGUGCGGUUCAGAACUGCAAACUCUCUGCGUGGCAGCUAUCCCACCUGAAAAGAUGCACGGCAACCCCCUGCAACAUCUGCCAGCCAGUGAAAGAUUUCAUCAAGAAGUCGAGGACGGACUGCAUAGAUAAGGGGAUCCUGAACGAGCACCGGCCUGAGUCGGCUCCAAUAACAGCAGGCCCGAGUCCAACAGGUGGCUCAUCGGUUGACGCAGACAUGGAUGAUCUCACGUCGCGCCUGGGCAGCAUGUCGGUCCUACUGCAAGGGUCUUCGCAGGACGACGAGACAACCAAGCUGUUGGAGGCCAUGGCUGCAAUCUCGAUAGACUCGAACACCCGGCAGCAGCGCCGCCCUCCGGCAAUAGGACUCCGAGGACCCGGAGCCGCUUUCCAGGUGAUGGGAGCUUCGGUAGCCAGGGAUGCAAGCAGCAUCUUCAGGAUCGGGAGCAAGGAUGACGACGGGUCGCCAAAGCGCAUGGGAACCCGGUUCAGCUCUCGCCUCCGCGAUUUCAAGUGUAAGGCCCGCGCUGGCCAGGCUGUGGCCGAAACGGGCGAUAGUGCGAGAAAGCGCCAAAACAAGAACAAAUCCCCCGUGUGGCGUGUCGAGCGCAGGGACAAAAACGCAAGGUUCAUGGAGAAACACCGUUACGGCUACGUAUGUGACGCUGCGCGCUGGGGUGGUGACAUUGAAGAUGGCGCUGGUCAAAGCAGGACCGACAGCGAUGAUCUUGGCGACGGCGGCGACGGGGAGGGGCCAAUGACGGACGACGGCGGCAACGAUGAAGCGGCGACUCGUGGUGGAUCGGCUACUAACGCGACGGGCACCGAACACGACGAAAACCCCUGCACAAUUUGGGACGACUGCAUGGAGGGCGAGGAAACUGGACUUGGGGCGCGGGGGGGACGCGGCCGCCGUGUCACCGCUGACCAAACGGCGCUGAAUGCCAACAUUGUAGGGAAAAAUAACUCGGUUGAGGGCGACCAGAGAAAAUUCCUCAUCCUCCUGUAUCACUUGCACACGUGCCGUGCGGACGGAGACGGCGAAAUGUGUCAAGUUACUAAGCAUUGCCCAGCCAUGAGGCGGACGUGGCGCCACAUGAAGACAUGCGACGCAACGGUCUGCCCCAUUGCGGAAGCCAUUUGUACCAGCUUAAGCAGCCUCGUGCAUCACCUCUACCACUGCGACAAGGCCUGCAGGCUAUGCGACUACGUGAGAUACGUGGGUUGCGGCGACCAACACGUUGGUGAUCACACUUAG
Ectocarpus siliculosus is the source of this 1779-nucleotide messenger RNA. The record is from the annotation of a GenBank genome assembly. Lineage: Eukaryota; Phaeophyceae; Ectocarpales; Ectocarpaceae.